AUGCCGUCUUCUUCCUCUUCUUUUGGACGUUUGGUCCAGUUCGCCUCAUUGUGUCUCUUCUCUCUCGCGACAGCACAAUCGUGCUAUUACCCGGACGGGACUCUAUCCACCACCGACGUUCCCUGCGGCACUGGCGCUGCCGUCUCAUGUUGUGGUGCUUCUUCCUUCUGCAUGGACAACGGGCUUUGUUUCUACGGAGGAAUCGUGACUCGGGCAAGCUGUACCGACAAGACUUGGGCCAGCGGCGCCUGUGCAGCAUUCUGCAAAAAGACAUCUCCGAGCUCGAGCGUGCCAAUCUCGCCGUGCUCCCUUUCCAGCAACACAUUCGCAUGCGGACUGAAUGGCUCCUCGUGCAGUGAUACCAGCAAUACGUUCACCAUGUCCGGUGGCGACUCGCUUUACCUCCGACCAUCGCAAGUUGCUCAAUUGCUCGGCAAUGCCGUCACUCAGGCGUCGUCCACCGCAACCGCUGCCAGCUCUGGAAUGUAUACUCUCGGCGCCUUGAUUGGAGUAGGAGCAGGACUGGGAAUCCCACUGGUCAUCGCGAUCGGCGUUGCUAUCUUCCUCUUCCGCCAGAACAAGACUCGCCAACCUAAGAUCAUGUACCCCAUCCCGACCGACAACAAAUCCGAGUUCUCCUUCCGUCCUCCACCGCCGCUCAGCCCGCCGUUCGAGUCUCGUAUGUCCAUGCACUCAAAUCACAGCGAGCCUGUGAGCAUGAUGUCUGUCACCACUGUCGGCCCGCAGACGCCUGUACACUUGUCGACCUUCGCGGAACGAUACUCACCUGGAAACAAGAGUGGAUUCCGCACGGAGACUACUGAUGUGAACGUGUCGCCUAUUCGUCAGAGUUCGGUUGAGCAGGUCACGGCUCUACCAGCAGGGCGAGGCCAGGUGCGGCAAAUCAUCAUGUCGCGAUGA
This is a messenger RNA of Dissoconium aciculare CBS 342.82, 921 nucleotides long. RefSeq lists its product as uncharacterized. NCBI's taxonomy places the organism in Eukaryota, Fungi, Ascomycota, Dothideomycetes, Mycosphaerellales, Dissoconiaceae. The record is from RefSeq and is a predicted model, not a curated record. The coding region runs from base 1 to 921 and encodes 306 amino acids. The transcript has a single exon.